CUCCAUUUCUUACAGGCAAGUCCUCCGCCACUCUGGUUCUUCUUCUCCGUGUCAUCUCAGGCGAUUUCGAUUUCCCAUUACUUAUACGCUUCUACGAGCACUGAUUCUCAACCAGGGUAUGGCAUUGAAAUUAUCAUUUGCAGCGGAUAAUCCGCCCCUCUCUGUAAUCGCAGCAGCUGGAGUUGCUGGUGUCCCACUCGAGGUCGAUCCUUCUCUUCCAUCUGGGGCGUUGCCCGAGUUAUGCAAUUCCUCUGGAUCAAAGUGGCAGGGAGUGGCCGAGCUUCUUCGCCGAGUUGGGCAAGUAGCUGCGUUACCAAAUUUCUAUCCAUGUGAUGCAGUUGAGGUUGAACAGAUUGAGAAAUGGCUGGAGUACGCACCUAGUCUUUCGUCGGGAGCAGAGUUUGAGAAUGCGUGUGAAUGUGUGGACACUUAUCUUUUGAAGCGGACUUUCUUGGUAGGUUAUAGCUUGUCAGUUGCAGACAUAGCCAUUUGGUCAGGUCUUGCAGGCACUGGUCAAAGAUGGGAUAGUUUGAGAAAGUCCAAGAAAUAUCAGAAUCUGGUUCGCUGGUAUAACUCCAUAGCAUUAGAAUAUGCUUCUGUUUUAAACGAGCUUACCGAGACAUAUGUUGGCAAAAGAGGCUUAGGCAAACCAAAAUCUGCAAAACCAAAGGAAAAGGAGGAGAAUACUACAAAUGCAGAAAAUAGUGACAGGGAGAAGUCCAUGUGCCCUUUUGAUGUGGAACUUCCUGGUGCAGAAGUUGGAAAGGUUGUCUUACGAUUUGCCCCAGAGCCUAGUGGUUACCUUCACAUUGGCCAUUCCAAGGCUGCACUUCUGAAUCAAUACUUUGCUCAAAAGUACCAAGGGAGGCUAAUUCUGCGUUUUGAUGAUACAAAUCCUGCUAAAGAGAGCAAUGAGUUUGUGGAGAAUAUCUUGGCAGAUGUCGAGACGUUGGGGAUCAAAUAUGAAAAGGUGACUUAUACUUCUGAUUACUUCCCAAAUUUGAUGGAAAUGGCUGAGAAGAUGAUAAUCAGUGGAAAAGCAUAUGUUGAUGAUACACCAAGGGAACAAAUGCAGAAAGAGAGAAUGGAUGGCAUUGAAUCAAAAUGCAGAAACAACAGUAUCGAAACUAAUUUGGCAUUGUGGAAAGAAAUGAUAGCUGGGACAGAGAGGGGUCUGCAAUGCUGUUUGCGUGGUAAACUGGACAUGCAGGCACUAAAUAAAUCCCUUCGAGAUCCAGUUUACUACCGCUCCAAUCCUAUUGCUCAUCAUCGCAUAGGGAAAAUGUAUAAAGUGUACCCAACAUAUGACUUUGCCUGCCCUUUUGUUGAUGUACAUGAAGGCGUAACACAUGCACUCCGUUCAAGUGAAUAUCAUGAUCGAAAUGAGCAAUACUACAGGAUUUUAGAGGACAUGGGAGUGCGGAAAGUGCAGAUUUAUGAGUUCAGCCGGUUGAAUCUUGUUUAUACUCUUUUGAGCAAACGUAAACUUUUGUGGUUUGUUGAGCAUGGGAAAGUUGAUGGCUGGGAUGAUCCUAGGUUCCCCACUGUGCAAGGAAUGGUUCGCAGGGGUUUAACAGUUGAGGCUCUUCUCCAGUUCAUCCUUUCGCAGGGUGCUUCAAAAAAUCUCAACCUCAUGGAGUGGGACAAAUUGUGGACUAUCAACAAGAAAUUAGUUGAUCCAGUAUGCCCAAGGCAUACUGCUGUUGUUGAAGAAGGACGGGUACUAUUGACUUUAACUAAUGGUCCUGAGACGCCAUUUGUUCGAAUCUUACCUCGGCAUAAGAAAUAUGAGGGUGCUGGACAAAAAGCUACCACAUAUACAAAGCGGAUUUGGGUAGAAAAAGCUGAUGCUUCUGCUAUGUCUGCAGGAGAGGAAGUAACUUUGAUGGACUGGGGAAAUGCCAUUAUAAAUGAAAUCCAGAAAGAUCAGGAUGAAAAUGUCACCCUCAUGACAGGAGUUUUGCAUCUCGAGGGAUCUGUUAAAACAACAAAAUUGAAACUUACAUGGUUGCCUGAGACAACAGAACUGGUCAAUCUUUCUUUGGUUGAUCUUGAUUACCUGAUCACAAAGAAAAAGUUGGAAGAAGGGGAGGACUUCCUUGAUGUGCUUAACCCCUGCACGAAGCGGGAGACACCAGCUCUUGGCGACUCUAAUAUGCGGAACUUGAAACGCGGGGAGAUACUGCAGCUCGAAAGAAAAGGCUAUUACCGGUGCGAUGCUCCUUAUGUUAGGCCUUCAAAGCCAAUAGUUCUGAUUGCCAUCCCAGAUGGCAGGCAGCAGGCACCGUUGAGUUUAUGCAAGGACCUCAACAACCUGCAGAUCCAUUAAGCUCUUCGAAUUACCCCUACUGCAGUGCUAUUAGUUCUCAUUAGAUUUGAAGAUUUUGUCUUCUCUAUUCACUUUUGAUCUGUCCACAUUUCAUCCAAUCGAACAUUCGAGUGACUUGUAUUUUGGAUUUUGUAAUAUUGCAAAAUUCAUCGGAUUAAGCUCUAGGCUGUGGAGUUUGAAAGGAAA
Molecule: messenger RNA, 2515 nt
Organism: Nymphaea colorata (pocket water lily)
Lineage: Eukaryota; Viridiplantae; Streptophyta; Magnoliopsida; Nymphaeales; Nymphaeaceae
Product: glutamate--tRNA ligase, cytoplasmic
Exons: 7
Coding region: 119-2329 (736 amino acids)
Biological process (GO): glutamyl-tRNA aminoacylation; translation
Cellular component (GO): methionyl glutamyl tRNA synthetase complex; cytosol; cytoplasm
Molecular function (GO): ATP binding; glutamate-tRNA ligase activity
Source: RefSeq, a predicted model, not a curated record